Apis florea (little honeybee) is the source of this 1947-nucleotide messenger RNA. RefSeq names its product RNA polymerase II-associated protein spaghetti (gene spag). The record is from RefSeq and is a predicted model, not a curated record. Gene Ontology annotation, cellular component: protein folding chaperone complex. Gene Ontology annotation, molecular function: protein binding. NCBI's taxonomy places the organism in Eukaryota, Metazoa, Arthropoda, Insecta, Hymenoptera, Apidae.
UUUAUUAUCACAUUAUUAAUUUGAAAGAAAUUUUUUAUCAAAAAAACUUCCGAUAUAAAAAAUGUUUGAUCAGUUAUGUGCAUCCAAGGCUAGUUAGUGGUAAACUGAUUCGCUAAGAAAAUCGUCAUAGCGAAUAUUAACAUUGAAGCUGGUCAAUUCUGAUCCGAUGGCAGAUACCCAAAUCUAAAAGAGGUCGAAUGUCAAGCUAUGUUAAAAAGCGCAAAAAUUAACCUAAAUUUGCAAUUGAUAUUUUGAUUUUAUUUAUCGUAAUAAUUAUAAUAUAAUAAAAAAAUGGAUAAAUCAAUUUUAAUACAAAAGCAAGUGAAAGAUAAUGCAGAAGAUUUACAAAAAGAAUUUCUUGAUAUGAAGAAUUGGGAAGAACAAAUGAAACGUAAAGAUGAUGAAUUGAGGAAAGAACGAAAUUGUCAGGCCACUCUACCACCAAUUAGAACCAAACAUAAAAAUAAAAUAAAAAAAAUUUCAAAAAAAAUAAAUGAAGUUGAUAUUAAAUCGAAAAAAAUAAAAUCUUAUGACUAUUCUGCUUGGGAUAAAUUUGAUGUAGAUAAAGCAUGCAAGGAAAUAGAUGAAGAAGAAUUCAUCUAUUCAGAUGAAUCUGAAGAUGAAUCAAUAUCUAAAGAACAAUUAGAAAUAGCACAUCAAGAAGCAACGAAACAUAAAAAUGAAGGCAAUAUUUUUGUGCAACAAGAAAAAUGGUCUAAAGCAAUUGGUUGUUAUAGUAAUGCUAUAAAAAUAUUUCCACAUGAUGCAAUAUUUUAUGCAAACCGUGCACUUUGUCAAUUAAAAUUAGACAAUUUCUAUUCUGCUGAAUCUGAUUGCUCUGCUGCAAUACAAUUAGAUGAAACUUAUAUAAAAGCUUAUCAUAGAAGGGCAAUAGCUAGAAUGAAUUUAAAACAAUACAAGGAAGCUAAAUUAGAUUUAGAAAAAAUUUUAAAAUUAGAACCUUUUAAUAAGGAAGCUAAAUUAUUAUUUAAUCAAAUUGAAAACAAGAUUAAAUAUUCAAAGACAAGCACUGAAGUAGAAGAAGAUACAAAAGAAUUAUCUAAAAACAUAACAUUUGAAAAAAAAAUUGCUGAAAAAAUGUGGAAUAAAACUACAUUAAAAGCAACAAAUAUUAAAAAUACUGAAAUUAAUUAUAUGGAGGAUGAUAAAAAUAUUAAAGAUAUUAUAAACAAAAAUAAAAUAAAAGAUAAGAAAGAUAAUGUGCAUGAUAUAGAUAUAAAAAAUGAAAGGGAUCCACGUAUUCCAGAUUGGUUACCAGAAAAAGAUAAUGUUAUUGUUAUAGAACCAAUUGAAAAACCUCCACAUUUACACUCAAAGAAAUCAUUGAUAAAAAUACCUAUUCAAGAAAUGGAAUUUGUUACUAAUUAUAACUAUAUUAAUAACAAAACAAUAUGCAUUGAAAAUGAUCAACAAAAAAAAGAAUUUGGUAAAGAUAAUAAUCUUAUGAAAAAUAAUAAUUCUGUUAAAACUAUUAAAUCUUUGGAAGAUAUUAGUAUUGUACCUCCAAUUCCUAAAACAGCUGUACAAUUUAUAAUGACUUGGAAAACAAAUAAAUCAUCAGAAUUUAGAUAUAAAUAUUUAAAGCAAUUACCAAAAGACAGUUUACCUAAAAUAUUUCAAGAUUCAAUGGAGUCUGAUAUUUUCUGUCAAAUAAUAGAAGUUUUAAAAAUAGAAUUUAUAAAAAGGAAAGACUUAAUAUUCCAUUAUCUAAAAGAUCUCAGUCAAGUUAAACGAUUUAGAACAUUUAUUAUGUUUAUUAGUGACAGUGAUAAAGAAGUUUAAAAAUGAUUUUCGAAUAUUGCAAGACAGUCGAAAAUGUAUCUCAAGAUGAAAUUUCAAUUUUAGAAGAUAAAUACGAAGUUAAAAAAUAAGUUGAAAAUUUAUUAAUAGAAAUAUUUAUAAAUGAUAUAAUAAGAUUAAAUUAUA